AUGACGACCCGUUAUCGUGUUGAAUAUGCGCUCAAGACCCAUCGUCGGGAUCAACUGAUAGAAUGGAUUAAAGGUCUACUGGCUGUCCCCUUUGUGUUGCACUCCCAGCCCAACGUCGAUUACCAGGAACACAGUGAGGGGCUGAAGACGGUCGCCGCCGACACCUAUCAGCGCUAUGCAGAAAUUAUGCGCGAUGUGGAAAACUUGAUUAUCGAUCACAUCCAACAUCAUGAACGGCAUGCCCUCGGCAAGUCCAAGCUGAAGCUACUGGUACCCUCGGUCGGCACUUUCUUCACCAAAUUACACAUUGAAGAUGCCUUCAGGUACCAAGAUGAUCGACGGUUCAUCAGUCGGCGCAGAUUUGUGGCGCCCUCGUUCAACGACAUCCGGCUUAUCUUGAAUUCGGCCCAGCUACUGGGCUUGGUUCGUUCUAGCGAGGUCAAACUGGUCACUUUUGACGGAGAUGUAACUCUCUAUGAUGACGGUGCCUGUUUGACUCCAGAUAAUCCGGUUAUCCCACGGAUCCUGCGCCUCCUAGCACAGGGGCGCAAAGUCGGCAUCGUAACAGCGGCAGGGUAUGAAGAAGCCCCCAAGUAUUACGGUCGCUUGUAUGGCCUCUUGGACGCCGUGCACGACUCCACCACCCUGAGCCCGGCCCAGAAACAGGGCAUCAUUGUGAUGGGCGGUGAAAGCAAUUUUCUAUUCCAAUACGAUCAGGACUCUGAGGUUCGUCUGACCUAUGUGCCUCGCGAUGAGUGGUUGCUCGAUGAUAUGCGGGCAUGGGCAGAGAAUGACAUCAAAGAACUUCUUGAUCUUGCCGAGUCCGCACUUCGAGAUUGUGCCGCGAAUAUGAAUCUCCCGGCUGGCGUAUUGCGUAAGGAUCGCGCUGUGGGGGUCUAUCCGGUCAAUGGGGUUCGAAUCAACCGGGAACAGUUGGAAGAGACUGUUCUUGUGGUUCAGAACACUGUGGAGAGGUCUACUGUUGGUUCACGGCUGCCCUUCUGCGCCUUUAACGGUGGCAAUGAUGUGUUCGUCGAUAUCGGUGAUAAGUCGUGGGGUGUGCGUGUUUGUCAACAGUACUUUGGUGGCAUUGACCCUUCGAAGACCCUGCACAUCGGUGAUCAGUUCUUGUCUGCUGGCGCGAAUGAUUUCAAGGCUCGCUUGGCGUCAACGACCGCUUGGAUUGCAAGUCCCGCCGAAACGGUGGAUCUUUUGGAUGAGUUGGAGACUGCAGUGAACCCCUGA
This is a messenger RNA of Penicillium longicatenatum, 1245 nucleotides long. RefSeq names its product IMP 5'-nucleotidase ISN1 (gene isn1). The transcript is spliced from 8 exons. NCBI's taxonomy places the organism in Eukaryota, Fungi, Ascomycota, Eurotiomycetes, Eurotiales, Aspergillaceae. The record is from RefSeq and is a predicted model, not a curated record. Gene Ontology annotation, biological process: nucleotide metabolic process; inosine salvage; nicotinamide riboside biosynthetic process. Gene Ontology annotation, molecular function: magnesium ion binding. Bases 1 to 1245 code for a protein of 414 amino acids.